Passer montanus (Eurasian tree sparrow) is the source of this 5461-nucleotide messenger RNA. RefSeq names its product KAT8 regulatory NSL complex subunit 1 like (gene KANSL1L). Bases 169 to 3135 code for a protein of 988 amino acids. The record is from RefSeq and is a predicted model, not a curated record. Gene Ontology annotation, molecular function: histone acetyltransferase binding. Gene Ontology annotation, cellular component: NSL complex. The transcript has 15 exons. Lineage: Eukaryota; Metazoa; Chordata; Aves; Passeriformes; Passeridae.
CCCGCCCCGCCGCGCUGCGCUUUAGCUGGGCGCGGACUCUUCAAGAGCGGCAGUGUGAGCCGUGGCGGGCGCCGUGCUGUGCGGGCUGGAGGCGGCGCCGGCGCCGGUGCCGCUGCGGAGAACCCGCCGGACGCGGAGGUUUGCUGUAAACUACCUACCGUAGCUAUAAUGACACCAGCUCUCAGAGAGGCAACAACAAAAGGUCAUGGUAUCCACUUGUCACCUUCUUUGUCCUCUAGAGCUAUGGAGUCUGAUACAGCUUUGUGCAUGGAAAAUUCCAGAGCAGUGGAAGAGAAGAUAAAAGAGGACUCCAUCGCACGGAUUACUUGCUCAGUCCUGGGGUUCCCCACUGCUGAGCCCAGCCUCAGGAAUGAUAUCUUCAGUGUGCAGCAUUUUGGUUCCCCACCAUCCUCCAAGUGCUAUCAGUCUGUCUUGUUAAUGAGUACAAAUUCUGCGUUUAACAGCAAAACUGGUAAGCAGACGAAAGCAGGAGAGCCUGGCUGCUCCAAGAUGAGAAAGUCAUUACAUAAUGGGGCUGACACAUCAUUUGGUCAUAUUAGUCACUCAGGACCUGAGCAACAGGUCAAAGGGGCAGCGUUUUCAGAGACCACAUCUCCAAACUUGGCAGGAAUGCAGAGACUUUCAGGUUCAAGUGUAACUGAAUCCAGUAAUGCAGAAGAAAUGCAACUUUUAAAUGGUAAAUGGUACAAGAAGAAUGGGGUUUUGGGUAGGGCUUUGGAAGUCUGCACUGAAACAAUAAAAGGGGAUUUAUUACACCAAAUUCUUCACGGGCCUUCAGAAGGGAUUUUGAGCUGCACCCAGGAGGAGGUGUAUGCUCGCUUACUCCAGUGUGUCACUAAGCAACAAAUGGAAAUCAGUCGCGCCAAAAGAACUCAGAAGCGUUUACAAAUGCUCCUGGCAAAGCAUGUUAUCAAACACUGUGAUCAGCAGCUGAAAUGCUUUGUGAAACAUCAGCUUCAGAGAAUGAAGGUUUUCCAUGAGCCAGCUAGAUUUCUGAGCAAUAGCUCCCUCAGAUGCACUGAAGGCUGGCCGGAAAGCAACACGACUCCUUCGGAGAGUAGUUUGAGUGUGGAUGUACAGAACGGAGUUAGCGUCGCACCAGGUGAAAUCCGCGGCUUUGCACUUUCUACUGGAGGGCUGCUGUCUCGUGUGGAGAAGGACCUGGACUCUGAUGCCACGUGUAGCAGCUCAGAUGAAGAUGGUGAGGAACAGACUGUGGAAGCCAGCUAUACUUCUGAAUGGAAGUGGCUUGCAGACAGAGCUAGAAUUGGCAGCCGUUGGACAUGGCUUCAAGCCCAGAUUUCAGAACUAGAAUACAAAAUCCAACAACUAACUGACCUUCACAGGCAAAUACGUGCCACCAAGGGGAUGGUGGUCUUAGAAGAAUUCCCAUUUCCAAAAGACAUUUUGAAGAAGCAGAUCCAAUUGACAGAGCAAGAAGCUUUAUUAAACGCCACAGGGAAUUCCCAAGCUGCCAUUGAGAGCCAGGAUUCUUUGCCGGAGCAUGACUUUGAAAUGUCACCCAGCAGUCCCACUCUGCUUUUACGAAACAUAGAAAAACAGAGUGCACAACUAAGUGAAAUCAUCAGCAGCCUAAUUGCUCCACUCAAUCUGUCUCCAGCUUCUUCAUCUCUUUCAUCCAAGACCUGUAGACACAGACAGCUGGUCAAUGGUAUCUCCUUCAGAGCUUCAGACAAUAGAGAGGUGUCCUCUUCAAGCAGCUGGCUGCUUGACCAUCAGCACAUCAAGAAAAGAAGAAGAGACAGGACAAGGCUCAGAUCUGUCUCUGUGACUAAUGUGAGCACAUCUGCCCGAACAAGGCCACUUCAUAGUUUCCAGAAGAGGAAACUCUACAGAAUGCACAGUGCCUGUCACUGGAAUCAGCAGACCUUUCCAUCUAGAGAUGCCUCCUUUCCAUAUAAAACUCAGUUUCCAUCUGUGGUGCCAGCCUCCACUUUCAGCAGUGAGUACAGCACAGAAUCUAAAAUCCUAGAUUAUGUGCAAGAGCUGGACUCUUCCUUCCAUCCAGUCUUAUCAUUCCCUUCAGAUAUUCCUCUUCACAUAUACUUUGAAACAUUAUUAAGGAAGGAUGACAUCAAAGGAGAACCUGCUGAUACCUCAUCUUUGGGAGGGGACUUUAAAGUAUCUGCUGACAAUGACUACAAUCCACAUGUUUCUGUCAAACAAUGGAGCAGUGGCUGUUUGUCUAAUUCCAAAUCUCAGUUGGUGUUGGGAACACCUGACCAGCUAUCAGAAGGAAGAAAGAAAAGACAUCUAAGUGAGACAGCAGUAGGGGAAAGCAGCACUCAGUUUGAGACAUUCUCCUUCCAACAUGCAGAGCCCGAGUCCCACAGCAGUUUUACUCCCACAAGCAGUGUCAGUGCCAUGUCUCGGCCCACUCACAGCACUUCAUCACAGCAUAACUCCAGGAGGAGGUUGAGAAGUGAGAGCUCCUAUGAUAUAGACAACAUUGUUAUUCCCAUGUCACUGGUGGCACCCUCAAAGCUGGAGAAACUACAGUACAAAGAAAUCCUUACUCCAAGCUGGAGAGUUGUUGAACUUCAACCUUUAGAAAAAUCUCAAACAGAUGAAGAAGAGGUAGAAGACCUGUCAGACAAAGCCUUUUCCUGGCGCCACAGCAAGUACGAGGAGCGAGAGCGCGCGAGGUGGUCGCUGUGGGAGCAGAGCCGCUGGCCCAGGAGGAACAGCAGAUCUUACAGCAAAAAUGCUGAUGGACGACACAGCCAGGACGUGGUACAGAAAGACCAUUGCUCUGCUGACCCUGCUCCUGACCCAGCUUUGGAAGCCCACAGCUCUGUUUGUUCAGGGAUGGCACCACUCUGCAGGGAGAGCCAGGAAGAGAAGUCUGGGCUGUGGGAACUUCGAGUUUUUCCACUAAACGAUGAAGAGGUAGAAGCUUUACUGUGCCAAGAUCAAGUAACGAAUCAGACUGAAAUGUCAAGUGCAACUUUCCCCAGCAACUCUUCCUGCACUCCAGGCACACCCACUGCUUUGCCAGACAAUGGCUGUGCACCAAGAAAACAAUCUACCCAAGAGUCAGAAGACUGCAAAAGCAUUUGCCUGGGAAGCAACAGUACAAGGAAACAAAGGUGACAGGGAAUAAUGUGGUUCAUUAAGAAAGCCAAUUAAGGUGGAGAGGAGUGUAAGGUAAAAUCUCUCGUUCACACAGCAUAUGACAGCACAAUUCAAAAUCUUUAUGUUAGCUGCGUAUAAUAUAUUUUCUUUCUUGCUUUGUAACAGGCAGGAUAAAUCCCAAAGACAACACUUUCUUCUUCCUGAACCCCAAGAGAAAGUAAUUAUUUCAAGCUGGAAGUCUAAUAUUCCCAAUGUCGGGAGUGGGCGCACAUAAAUUGCUGGCACCAUUCACUUUCUGUUGUCAUAUUGCCACAUUUGUCAAUAAUCAUCCUUUUCUGUUUGUUUGUUUUCAAAUGCAUAUCUGGUUCUAAUGGACUCUCUGGUGCAGCAGGAGAUGCUGUCUACCUUAUCCAACAACUUCAACUGAACACAGAAAAACUACUUGAAAAUAGAGGGGAUAAGCUUGAGCCUCAGAUUAUUCUCCUGUGUGGCAGGACCAUAGGUCAGAAACCUGUCUCUAACUGCACGUGUAAGGUGAGGGUAGGCGAGAACCAGCAGUUCAAAGCAGGGGAUCUGGAAGCCUUGCAUCUAGCUUAAGUCAUGGCUCUCAGUAGUGCCAGGGCAUGUUUCAUGGUGAAAUCCUCAAGCAAUAAGGUAAAGCAGCCACUGCAUUGGCACAGCCUGACACAGGGGAAGCAGGGUCUCUGCUUCAGACCUGUGGAGAGGGAGAGACAGGAGAGAGGGGUUGAGCCAAAUCAGUGACACAGCCCAUAGAAUGCUGUGGCUUGGAUCAUCUUAUUUCCUUAGUCCUUCAGUAGCUAAUGAGGCUCAUAAUACUUUGCUUUAAUAUGUUAAAGUCUUGUUCCAAUUUCUGUACAGUGCCUUGUAAGAGUCUCAUAAGUGUGCCAACAUUUGCUGACUAGCUGGAAAGGAAAAGAUGAUUGAUGUCUUGAAGAGCAAUAAAAAAAGCCCCAAAGCUUUCCAUUGUGAUUCUGGAUAGAUUUUUCAUUUCCCAAUGCAUGCACAGUGAGAAAACAAAGGCAAGUUGUUUAAAACUUGCAUCUGAAUAGCAUAGCUUGGAAUGUAUCUGCAAUCCCAAGAGGUAUUAACAAAGAUUAAACAUUGAAUGUAGGUAUAAUCCACCAACAGGCAGUUUUUCUGUGUAGGACAGUUGAAGGCAAUUUAAUAGGAGUCUCUGUUUUUUGUGCAGUUUUCUUCCAUGUGUAAUAUCUGGAAUGGCACUGGACAGACGACCCAGUUUUAGUGUCAAUUUUUUUUUUUUGGUCAAAAUGACAGGAAAUACACACUGGGCAUAUGAAAACAGUUCAGUAAAGUUUCAACACUACAUCCUAUUGCUACAUUGUAGUUUAUUGCACAUUCUGAUUAUUUUUUUAAACACUUUUUUAACACUGGUUUGUCUUAAACUUGAAUCUUGCCUCAAUGUCUGAUACAAUAAUCUUUGAUGCAAGGUUGUUUUUUUAAUUAAAAGUUAUUUCUAUAUAUGUUGUACAUAGUCUGAAUUUGAUGGCUUUUUAGAAGUGCAGAAGUAGCAGCAAUACUUCCUCUUGGCACGGAGCCCUGCUUGGCCUGCAGACCCACUGCAGCUUGCUGUGAGGCCAAGAGUCCCUCAGUGCCUCAGUACAGAGGUGUGUCUGCCCUCUCUCUUGUCCUGCAUGUGCAGCUGCUUCCAGGAAAAAUGUUCUCAAAGGUCAGUGUCUCAGAUUUUGCAGGUCUUUUCCAUACCCCUGACUACUCCUUAGGAACCUGAUCUGACCAGCUCUCACCCAGCUUUGUUGUAAGGUAUGGGUUUCCUGUGUUUGAUCCCUGGGGCAGAGGGAGGAACUGCUGCACUUUAGGAGAGGGGACAGACAAAGUAACCAGCAGCCAGGCCAGCUGCCUUCCAUGUCCUCAAAGUGCUGCCAGGAAGUGGAAAUACAAUCCAAUCUGUUACAGAAGGGCUUUUCUUUACUGGAGGGUGGAAACAGAAGGGUGUUAAACAGCAGGCCAAGCACCCCCCUAUAUCAGAGGAGCUGGGUUAUCCCAGUCUGGUGAGCCUGGGGACCUGCAGAGCAUCCCUGCACUGCAGUUCAGGUUCCAGCUGCAGUGCCAAACCAUCGUGUGGCUGCAGGGUCAGCCUGGUGUGGGCUGAAGCAGCUGCUGGGCUCCUGGCCCACUGCAGGGGCAGGUAGUGCUCUGAGCAAGGAGAACCCCAGCAGCUGUGUCCCCUCUAUGUUCUUGCCACCCCUUGUGGGAACUUGCUAUUGCUUCAUAAGACAGCAAUAAAAAGGGUAUUUAGAGAAAGGCUGAGCAGGCCCAAGACAGAAGCAAAAUGUCUAUUUGGUCA